AUUCUUUUCUAGUCUGAUUCACUUGUGAUUUCUUCUGGUCCCCAUCCAAAUACACAAGAAGAAAUGGCUUUAAAUGGAGUCCCGAUGUUAGGAUUUUUCUUCAUGGCUGUCCUGAUGAGCCUUCAGGAGUCAUGGGCUAUCAAAGAGGAACAUACCAUCAUCCAGGCGGAGUUCUAUCUGUCACCUGACCAAUCAGGAGAGUUUAUGUUUGAUUUUGAUGGAGAUGAGAUUUUUCAUGUGGAUUUGGGAAAGCAGGAGACAGUAUGGAGGCUAAAAGAAUUUGGACAGUUUGCCAGCUUUGAGGCUCAGGGUGCCUUGGCCAAUAUAGCUGUGGACAAAGCCAACCUGGACAUCAUGAUAAAGCGCUCCAACCACACUCCAAAUACCAACGUUCCUCCAGAAGUGACUGUGCUCUCUGACAGCCCCGUGGAACUGGGGGAGCCUAAUGUCCUCAUUUGUUUCAUCGACAAAUUCUCCCCUCCUGUGGUCAAUGUCACCUGGCUUCGAAAUGGACAACCUGUCACCACAGGAGUGUCAGAAACAGUCUUCCUACCCAGGAAAGACCAUCUUUUCCGCAAAUUCCACUAUCUCCCCUUCGUGCCCUCCAAUGAAGAUGUCUAUGACUGCAAGGUGGAGCACUGGGGCUUUGAUGAACCUCUUCUCAAGCACUGGGAGUUUGAUGAGCGAAGUCCUCUCCCAGAAACUACAGAGAAUGUGGUGUGUGCCCUGGGCCUGAUUGUGGGUCUGGUGGGCAUCAUUACUGGAACUGUCUUCAUCAUCAAGGGUGUACACAGAGGCAAUGCUUCACAACGACGAGGCCCUCUGUGAGACACAUGGAGGUAACACCCUUUCUUAGAGAAAAGAUGAAUGAAGAAAUUUCUGCUUCAAGUAUGAUAUAUUUGACACAUUAUAAGAACUUUUGUUAAUGCCACAACGUACCCCCACCCAGCACAACAAUAAAAAAAAAAUUAAAAACCAAAAAGCUUUCUGAAGCUGGCAAUAUUCCAAUUGUUCACCUCAGUGAAAAUAGCCAUCCUCGGUACUUCCCAGACCCAGACAUCAGGAGUGGUGAUGCUUUCCCCAGUCUCUCUGUGUCCUAACAUCCAGCUGAGCUUCACUGUCUAUUACUCCUUCCUGCAUAUGUUUUCCCUCUAUUUCCAAUCAUUUUAUUAUCACCAUUCAGUUCCUCUGGGAUAAAUCCCAUAGGACUCUGUCUCUGUUAUGGAACUUUCUGAACAUUGCAUGGAGACAAUCUUCUGUGUGCUUAGUGCUUAAGAGUUCUCCAACUAUGAUUUUUCUACAUACAAUAAACUAUUUUGUGGUGGAGUUUUCAGUGGCUGAGUCAG
Messenger RNA from Castor canadensis (American beaver), 1346 nucleotides. Its product is annotated as HLA class II histocompatibility antigen, DR alpha chain. Lineage: Eukaryota; Metazoa; Chordata; Mammalia; Rodentia; Castoridae. Gene Ontology annotation, cellular component: MHC class II protein complex; membrane. The record is from RefSeq and is a predicted model, not a curated record. Gene Ontology annotation, biological process: immune response; antigen processing and presentation.